GUGGAGGGUUUGGGGGAGGGGGAGGAGCGGGGGGAGGGGGCGCAGGGGGAGGGGGCGGUGGGGGUGGUAGCAUUGGUGGGCCGACUUCGAGUGGGGGUGGUGGCAAUGGCGGUGGUGGGGGAGGGGGAGGAGGGGGAGGCGGUUCGCAUGCCAUGCAACUGGCGAGAUGGAUCGUGCAGAGCUACAAGGUGGCAGUGGGUUCCGACCUGUCGCCAGCAGCAGGGGCAGCGCUAGCAGGGGGGGACUUGUCGCGCCUGCUGAGAGUGCUGUGGGAGCACCGCGAUGCCAUCAUAUGCAUCGCCUGGCGGGCAUCGCCAGAGCUGCUCCUAGCAAACCAAUCAGGGCUGGACAUGCUUGCCACGUCAGCAGCUGACCUGUCCAAGGUGCCGUGGGAGAAGACCAUGGCUGACGAGGACGCCCGCUGCACUGCUGUCGCUGCCAUGUCACAAGCCAUACAGCAGGAAAAGCUUAUGGACCAGAUUUUCCAGCUUAAGUUCACAUCAAAGACGCUAGUCCGUCAAGCGAAGAAGUGCGAGAAGGAGGAGAAGGAGCAGAAGCUUAAGGUCAAGAAAGCCAUCGAAAAGGGCAACAUGGAAGGCGGCAAGAUUUACGCUCAGAACGCCAUUCGGAAACGCUCCGAGCAGCUGAAUUACCUCCGCUUAUCCAACCGCUUAGACGCGGUUAUCGCGCGCCUGGACACGCAAGCUCGUAUGAACACCAUUACGACUUCCAUGGGAAGCAUCGUGAAGGUUUUAGAUUCCGCGCUCGCGAGCAGCAACCUGCAGAAGAUUUCGGAAACGAUGGACACGUUCGAACGGCAGUUCGUGAACAUGGAGGUGCAGUCGCAGUUCGUGGAAAACGCGAUGCACAGCAGCACGGCGUUGUCGACGCCGGAGGAGGACGUCAACAUGCUCAUGCAACAGGUGGCAGACGAACAUGGAUUGGAGGUGCAGAUCGGUCUACCAGGUGCUGCCACGAGUGCUUUGCCAUCCAGAGAAGCUCAGACCAAUGCUGAGGACGACUUGACAAGGCGAUUGGCGGAACUGAAGAACAGGUCAUAA
Messenger RNA from Closterium sp. Naga37s-1, 1061 nucleotides. The record is from the annotation of a GenBank genome assembly. Lineage: Eukaryota; Viridiplantae; Streptophyta; Zygnematophyceae; Desmidiales; Closteriaceae.